Molecule: messenger RNA, 3795 nt
Organism: Sphaerodactylus townsendi
Lineage: Eukaryota; Metazoa; Chordata; Lepidosauria; Squamata; Sphaerodactylidae
Product: zinc finger protein 397-like
Exons: 4
Coding region: 447-2288 (613 amino acids)
Biological process (GO): regulation of transcription by RNA polymerase II
Molecular function (GO): DNA-binding transcription factor activity, RNA polymerase II-specific; RNA polymerase II cis-regulatory region sequence-specific DNA binding
Source: RefSeq, a predicted model, not a curated record
UGCAGCGUAAUGAGGCUAUCGUGGGAACUGCUGGCAAACAAGGGCGCGGACCGUCCCUUGUUUGCACCUCACACACUCUGGUACGCGUGCGCAUGCGCGCCCGCAAUUCCCAGGAAGAUUCUAUCGCGUACCCCAUUGCACGCCUGCAAGGGUUAAGCCCACCAAGUCCACCUCCCAGUCCUAGAAAGACCAGAAAAAAAAAGGUGAGAAAGGAUGUAUUGUAAAAUGAUUAGAGAAGCCACUUCCCUUCCUUACAACUGGUGGGAAAGCCGCUUUUGAAUCCCUCUCUUGGCCCCAGGUCAGAGGGAAAUUGGCUCGCCGUGCGAAAGCCCUGCAGGGAGAGAGAAAGCCUGCCCUGACAUUUGGAAACAAGACACGCCGACAGAUCUAAAGGGAACAAUCCAUAAAAUAGAAGUCUCCUUAGCUCCUCACAUUUCAAUUGCGGGAUGGAUAACUUGAGCGUGGAGGUGGAGGUGAACAUGUCUGUAGAGGAGGGGGCAGCAAUAGUCCCGCGGAUGGUGAAGGAGGAAGAGAAUCCUGAUACUUUCAAGCUCUGGGCGGAAAUGGAGGGCGGAAAAACCACAGAGAUUCUACGCGGUGGGAAUAUCGGAGAGUCGGAGACCACAACGGCUUUGCACAAUAUAAAGAAGGAACCGGAGGAUGGGAUUCAACAGCAUUGGGAGACCCAGUGGCAAGAGUUCCUGGGGACCCUACAGGCACCUCAGUCGGGAUGGGCAAACCCCCAGGAUUCUGAGGAAGCUGAACCAUGGGAAGAUGCUAAGGUUUUUCUGACCUCCUUCGAGCAAGUUGCAUCUGUAUGCCGAUGGCCUCGUGACCAGUGGGUGGCCCUCCUCCUACCAGCCCUCAGUGGCGAGGCUGAGCAAGCGUUCGGCAGCCUCAGUGCCCGAGAGAGGGGAGACUAUGGGAAGGUCAAGGCGGCCAUCUUGCAAAGAGAGGCAAUCGUAAGGGAGAGGAAGCGCCAACAAUUCAGACAAGUCUGCUACCAGGAAGGGGAGGGGCCGAGAGCAGUUUAUGGGAGGCUCCAGCAACUCUGUCGUCAGUGGUUGAAAGCGGAAAGACACACAAAAGAUGAGAUCUUGGAGCUGCUGGUCCUGGAACAGUUCCUCACCGUUCUCCCGCAGGAAAUGCAGAGCUGGGUCAGGGAACGUGGUCCAGGGACCUGCACCCAAGCAGUGACGCUGGCAGAGGAUUUCCUGCUGAGGCAGAAAGGCAUCAUGAGACCAAAAGAACAGGUCCCUGAAUCUUUGCAGAAAGCAACUGUGAAUUCUGCUGAGGCAAACAGUGUCCCACCACCAGAUCUGUGGAACCUUGACAUUAAACCCAAACAGGAAUGGGAUGGAGAGGAGAAGUUACUAGGUGAUGGACACGUACGGGUGAUCCAAGUUGAUACUAUCCCUCAGGGUCAUUCUGAGCCAAUGACACCAGGUGACUCGUUGAAGAGAGGCAACCCAUUCCAAUACUGUGGGGAAGGAACAAGUCAGGAGGGACCAGAGAAUGAGGACAGGCCAGAACCAGGCAAGAGUGUGGAUGAAGCCAUUGCAAAGGGUGUAUUGGAUCAAGAUGAAUUCAAGAUCUGCCAAAUCAUGCACCUCUGUGACUGUGGCAAAAGCUUUAGAAGGAUCUCGGACCUUAGAAUUCAUGAGAGAACACACACUGAUGAAAAGCCAUUCAAAUGUUCUGAGUGUGGGAAAAGCUUCCGCCAGAAGGGCAAUCUUUCAACACAUGAACGAAUUCACACUGGAGAGAAACCCCAUCAAUGCUCCAUAUGCCAGAAGAGUUUUGCUAGUGGCUCCAACCUUAUUGCACACGUGAAAACCCACACUGAUGAGAAACCGUAUGAAUGUGCAGAAUGUGGGAAGCGGUUCCGUCAGAAGAGAAACCUGACCACACAUGAAAAGAUUCACACUGGUGAGAGACCGUACCAGUGCUCAAUGUGUCAGAAAAGUUUUGCUAGUGUUUCCAGCCUUAUUUCACAUGAGAGAAUUCAUGCAGGAGAGAAACCUUUCAAAUGUGCAAAGUGUGGGAAGAGCUUUCGUCAGAAGGGAAACCUGAGAACACAUGAACGAAUUCACACUGGAGAAAAGCCACAUCAGUGCUCUGUAUGCGAGAAAAGUUUUGCUAGCGGUUCCAACCUCAUUGCACAUGAGAGAAUUCAUGCAGGAGACAAACCCUAUCAGUGCUCCAUAUGUCAGAAAAGAUUUGGUUCAGGCUCCAACCUUAUUGCUCAUCAGAGAAUUCACACUGCAGUGAAAACUUACAAAUGUUGAGAAACGUGGGGAAAGUUUCUACCGGAAAGGAAUUCUUACAGUGCAUGAAAAGAAAUUCACAUUGGAAGAGAAACCUUUAUAGGUGUUUGAAAUGUGGAGAAAAUUUCAGUAGUGCAAUGGAACUCAAAGUCUAUGAAAUGAACCAUACUGGAGAGAAACCAUAUCCAUGCUCCAUGUAUCAAAAAAAAAAUGGUGACUCUGACCUUAUGGUGCAUGAGAAAACCCACAAUUGAGAGAACUCUUUUGUGCGGACUGAUUGUGGAGAAAGUUUGAGUGAUCAUCCAACAUGUAAGGCACACAAGAGAAGAAAAAAAAAUAUAUGACAUAGGAAAGCAACCAUUCAUCUGUGAGAAAGGAACUCGGUUGGACAUCCUUCCCUCUGACACAGGCACCAAGUCGGCGGAUUUUGAGAGUAAACUAAAUUUCCCUCCCCGCUCCACACCACCGUUAGAAAUGUAUCAUCAUCCCAAGUAAAUAACUUGCAAAAAGCCAAAGUUGAUGUUUUCCAGGCAAAAAAUGCAUGUGGAUUUGUGAAGAUUCAGAAAUUUAGAAAAAAAGACUUUGUCCCCCUCCUCCCUCCAAGGCAUGAAAUGAGGGGGGGGGGGGAAUAUGAAAAAUAACUCUUACAAAUAUUUACUCUUCGCAAAUGAAAGGUGAAAUACUUGUUCAUGCAAUUUUUUUUGAAAUUCUUACCACCAGUGCAUAUGGCUUCAGGUUUGUUUGUUUUUAAGAGUUGAAAGGUUAGUAGCAUAGCCAGGGCAUUUAACUGGCUUGUUUAGCAAUUGAUCAUCUUAGGCUUAUUUACCAAUGUUGCUAGACAUGAGAUGUCUUUGGGUUUUUGGCCUAGGCAUGCAAUCUGGGAGGCUGCCAAGCAGUACGGAAGAAUACGUUUUUAGCCUUGGUUGGGUAAUUAGAGGGUGGCACUUACAGCGGAGAAUCUUACAGAGCCCUCAAGAUAAACAGAUCUGUUGUGUGGGUCCUUCCUUUUCUUCCUAGGAGGUCAGAGCAGUAUGCAUUAUGUUCUCCUCCAUUUUAUAUCCACAACAACAACCCUGUGAGGUGAGCUGAGAAAGAAUGGGUAGCUCAAAGUCAUCCAUCAGCCUUCCAUGGCAGAGUGGGGAUUUGAACCUGAGUCUCUAAGUCACUCUAACCACUGCACUACAUAGACCCUGGUGGGCCCUCUUUUCUGUCCAUGUGAUCGUCUGCUUCCAGCUCUGCUUUUCCUGAAAGAGAACCACCCCACUUCCUGCUCUCCAGUCACUUCCUUCUUUUCCAUUAAAUUGCGGAUGCCGAGGGUGGUUCAAAAGCACGCAGGUCAUCCUCCUGGGAGUCACCUUGAAGCAAGUCUGUCUCCCAGGCAAACUUGCCCCGUGAAUGACUGCCAGGGUUAUUGCUGCUGGUGAAGGUGGUUUCCCCAAUACUGAGUAGAAUUUAUUUUGUUUUAAAAUAGCCUUACCCCAACUUUCCAUUAAAAUGUCCAAGACAUUUAAAUACAAUAAACAUACAA